CUGUAUUCCAUGUCUGAAGAUGAGAUGCAGGAACUCAGGGAGUUCAUAGAUCACAAUUUGAAGCGGGGAUUCAUCCGAGAAUCCAAGGCAGUGGGGGGCAGUCCUGUGUUUUUCGUGAAGAAGAAGGACACGCCCCAAAAACGGCUCAUUGUGGACUAUAGGGCCAUAAACUCGAUGACAAAGCCCAAGGCCUUCCCCAUGCCCAAGAUUGACGACCUGCUCGCGACGGUGCGGAAGGGGAGGAUCUUCACCAAGUUGGAUCUACGCGGAGCAUACAAUCUAAUACGCAUGAGGGAAGGUGACGAGUGGAAAACGGCCAUGUUCACACCGCUGGGCACCUACGAAUACAGAGUUAUGCCGUUUGGUCUCCAAAAUGGCUCCCACUGUUUCCAAGCCUUCAUGCACCACGUGCUAGCAGGACUCCUCUACAAGAAGUGCGUAUGCUUCCUCGACGACAUUCUGAUCUUCUCAGAAUCGCAGGAGACUCACGAGAGAGACGUAAAGGAGGUCCUGCAGAGGCUACGGGAGCACAGACUCUACGCCAAACUGGAGAAGUGCCAGUUCGACGUGACGGAGGUGGAUUUCCUGGGCUACCGGCUGUCCGACAAGGGACUAGCCAUGGACAGCGCCAAGGUCCGUGCGGUGUUGGACUGGAAUAGCCCGCGCAAUCGGAAGGAAGUCCAGAGGUUCGUCGGCUUCGCCAACUUUUACCGCAAGUUCAUCAGGGGUUUCGCGAAAGAGACGGCAGCUAUCACGGACACCCUCAGUUCCAAGAAGAAAAAGUUCACAUGGACGGAUCAGGCGGAGCAGUCCUUCAGGAGACUUAAGAGCCUCUUCGCGUCCGAAGAACAGCUGCUACACGUGAAUCCAGGCAGACCCAUGCGGGUUGAGACUGACGCAUCUGACAGAGCAGUGGGGGCCGUCCUCUUGCAGGAAGAUCCGCAAGGGAACUGGAGGCCCUGCGCUUUCUAUUCCCGGAAGCUCAGCAAGUCGGAACAGAACUACACCAUCUGGGACAGGGAGUUGUUGGCCAUCCACGCGGCUUUCAAGGCGUGGCGGCACUUCCUCAUCGGAGCCAAGCACACCGUGCAGGUCCGCACGGACCACAAGAACCUAGAGUAUUGGCGCACGGCGAAGCUCCAGAGCCAGAGGCACAUACGAUGGGCAGAGUUCUUUGCGGAUUUCGACUUCAGGAUAGAGUAUAUCCCGGGAGACAACAACGUCAUAGCGGAUGCGCUCUCUAGAAAACCGCAGUAUCUCGAGGAAGCGGCACCAGUGGCAGCCAAGCACAUUUUCGCACCGCAGGCGUGGGCGUGCGCUUCCGCCGCCGUGGACCUGGUCGCGGUACGACGCGCGCUGCAGACGGAUCCGUUCGCACAAUCCAAGAUGGAGGAGGUGCGAAGAGGGACAGCAAAGGACGGCGAAUUCCAGAUACGCGACGGCCUGCUGACCCGCAAAGGUGCUCUCUACGUGCCGGGAGACGAUCUCCGCGCGAAGGUUCUACAGCAGUUACACGACGCACCCAGCGCGGGUCACUUCGGCAAGGAAAAGACGGCGGACUUAGUAGCCAGGGACUUUUGGUGGCCCCAGAUGCGAGGAGAGGUCGCGGAUUACGUCGCCAGGUGUGACACUUGUCAGAGGUCCAAGCCAGUGCACAAGAAGCCAGCGGGAUUGCUGGAACCGCUGGAGACGCCACUACAGCCGUGGGAAAGGGUGGCGCUGGACUUUGUUACUGAUCUGCCCAGUUCGCGAGGCAAGACGGCGGUGCUUGUGGUUGUAGACCUGUUCACCAAGAUGGCGCACUUCAUUCCUUGCGCGAAGGUGGCAACAGCGGAACAGACCGCCAAGCUGUUCAUAGAUCACGUGUUCCGGGUGCACGGCUUACCACGGUCCAUCCUGUCCGACCGGGGUCGCCAAUUCAUUUCCAGUUUCUGGCAGAAGCUCCUGGGCAUCCUGAAUGUCAAGAUCAACUUAGCGUCGGCGAGACACCCGCAAACCAACGGCCAAGCGGAGAGGGUCAACGCCAUCAUGCAGCA
Messenger RNA from Podarcis lilfordi (Lilford's wall lizard), 2036 nucleotides. NCBI's taxonomy places the organism in Eukaryota, Metazoa, Chordata, Lepidosauria, Squamata, Lacertidae. The record is from the annotation of a GenBank genome assembly.